AGAUUGCUGGGUGUCGUUAGUCUAGAAACUGGCACGGUACAUUCAUCUUCGUCUACACGUCCUUUUGAGAGACACUAACAGUGUUUAAUAGUUGAGUGUUUUAUACUCAUAGCCACUGGUGAUCCAACUGGGGUAUCUUCUGUAGAAAUAUUGAUGGGCCACAAGGCGUAUUUACAUGAUUUUACAGUGAAGUAUCUCUAAAGAAAAGCUACAUAACAGCGAUAUUCAUCGUUAGCUUCGUGCUCCACCAUUUUGACACCAAGUUUGUAACGAUGCAGCCAAAACAAGUGGCAGCAAUUGGGCUGAUCUCUGGCAUCAUCUUUUUUAAGUUCAUCUCAAUGGUUGAGCUUAAUGAAUGUGAAGAUAAAGGACAAUACAGAGCGGCGAACGGGCUUUGCUGCCACCUCUGUCCUCCAGGAAGCAAGUGGCUUUAUGACUGCUUUUACAAUGGCGACCAAUCUUUAUGCACACCUUGCAUGCCAGGGAAGGACUACAUGGACGAUGCACACCGUGAUCCUCAAUGCAAAAAGUGCAGCACCUGCAAUCUUCUCUAUGAAGAUGUUCAACAGGACUGUACUGUCACUAGUGACACUGUGUGUCAGUGUAAGGAUGGAUACAGUCGGGCUCAUCCUUCACAGCCUUGUGGGGUCACAUCAAACACAGAAAAAAACAUUACAAUUUCUGCUGUAAUUGGGAGCUUCAUUAUUUUGUUGGUGGCCUUAUUGAUUUAUCGGAAGAAGAAAUGCUUAUACCCCUUUGGUGAUUCUGGCAAAGGGACGGAGACUGUGGCACUUCUUAGUGUGAAAGUGCCCAAGGAUGUCCUUGAGGAGCCACGAAUGCUCAUCGAGAAGAGAAUGAAGUCCAGUAAUGCUGAGGUUUGGCGGCAGUUCCAUGAGUUGCUGCCAGAAUUGUAUAAAUCCAUCUCUGAAAACACAUUCUAUUUCUUGUACGAGAUGGAUAUAAAAUACAAGAUUAAUAUACACGUGUACUGUGGGGUUUAUGAAAUUACUGACAUCUCAGCACGUGCAAUCUUUAUACUCAAUUACGUUAUUCUUGAGGGUGAGGAGAAGUGCCAAGGGCUCCUGGAGAUGAUCCUUGCAGGACAGAAUAAGCAAACGCAGCUGCAGACCCUGCUUGACUCUGCCGUAAAAUGCUCUCCAACUCUUAAUCCAAACACUGCACAUGAAGAACUUAACAUCUCAGAUGAUGGGAAGACAGCGGAAUGGCUCAAGAGCCCUCCAGAAAAACCCGAUCACCCAGAUCGGUUCAAAUACUGGUCACAGGUGCUGUCUGCUGAGAGUUUCUCUGAAGGAUGCCACUUCUGGGAGGUGAAUGUGGGGGACGUGGACAACCUUCGUGUUGGUGUCUCUUACCAGAGUAUUCUACGUAAAGAACCAGACAGUGCAUGCCUGAUUGGAUUUAACAGCAGGUCCUGGUGUUUAUGGAAACACAAGAACAAAUACAACGCCUGGCACGACCAGCAUAGGACGGAGCUGGAAGUGGGUGAACAUCCUCGCAGAAUCGGUGUUGGCUUGGACUAUGAUAAACGGGUUCUGUUAUUUUACAAUGCUGACAACAAUAAGCAUCUACACACAUUUUAUGCUCACUUCUCUGAACCCCUGCAUGUUGCCCUAUGGGUGUGGUCUGGGGUCCUCACUAUUGAGCCUGUUAACAACGAUUAAAUUGGAUAUUGGUUUCAUAAUUUAUCCGUGGAGAAUAAUAAACAGGAUCAAAUUGCCAUGCAGCUCCUCUUAGUUAUUUUACAUGGAUAUCACAGGUAAUAUUGUUUUCUCUACCACAUGCACUGAUAACCUUUAUCUAAAGAAUUAAAGGUAAGAAAAGAUGUUACGUAAAAUAUACUUCUCCAAACGUAGUCAUUCGGUCUUCAGAUGUUUCAACAUCCAAAUAUUUUUUUUCCAAUUUUCUGAUUAUCAAAGACACCCAUGUAACCAUAAUGGACAAGCUGAGCCUUGCCAAACAGUUAAAUUUGCAUUAUAGGAAGGGGUACUAUUUGCAAUUUCCGAAUGGCACAAUGUUCUCUUGCUUUGGACUGUAAUUGGUCUGCAGCACAGUCCAUGGCUUUCCACAUAUAUGUGGAUAUCACAGAUAAUAUAAACAUUUUCACCCAUCUGCUGGUCCACCCACCCUCUUAUAAUCAGCAAAAUUGCAGAUAAUAGAAACUGCCAAUUUGAAGGCACAAAUGACAAAUGUCUUAACUGCAUCGAUAAGACAGUUACAAAUAACAAUAGUUGUACUGUAUUUCCACAUUGUGCAAAUCAGUUGCACUGCACACCCACACAUCAGUGCCACUCUACACAACAUCGUUUCUGGGCCGAUUAACUUCCUGUGGAUCCCUUUCUCAUAUGCUGCGACAAGGCACAAUUUCCACAUUUUCCGUUGCAGAUGAACUCAGCAUAAUUUUCUACAUUGUGUCGUGUAGGCUUACACUGCAUGCAUACUUGAUUGGUGCAAAGUUAUAUUAAUGUGUCUGAGCCUUUGGUCUUGAAAGCAGCCCUGAAAAUUGCUGGCUCGUUGGUCAACUGUUAAGGCAUCCAUUCUCGAUCAGCAAUUGUUAUUGUAUAUAAAAUAUCUUACUUUUAUAUGGGAAUUAAGCAAUAUGUGUUACCAGUUUGUGAUUAUUAUUCAUAUAUUUGAAACACGAUAUAUGGGAAAGUAACCCCCAGAAAUAAUAUCUCAGUCUCUGAAACCUGACAUCAGGC
Messenger RNA from Petromyzon marinus (sea lamprey), 2720 nucleotides. RefSeq lists its product as uncharacterized. Gene Ontology annotation, molecular function: protein binding. The record is from RefSeq and is a predicted model, not a curated record. Lineage: Eukaryota; Metazoa; Chordata; Hyperoartia; Petromyzontiformes; Petromyzontidae.